CAAUAGGGUGUGGGAUAAGAUUCACCUUAGAGCUAGUGUGAAGGUCGCAAGGGCAAGUGUUGGACGAGUUCUAUAGACCUCAGAAAUUUAGAUUUGUCUUAUCACACUUUCCUUUGCUAACACGUAAUAUUCUAAAAACAUGGCUCGCAAAUUCUUUGUUGGUGGUAACUGGAAGAUGAAUGGUAGUAAGAAGGAAAUUGACGAGAUCGUUGCAUUCCUAAAAGCCGGUCCAUUAGAUCCUAAUGUCGAGGUUGUUGUUGGCGUUCCUUCUAUUUACUUAUCAUACGCAAAAAGUAUUUUACCUAGUAAUGUCAGCAUCAGUGGCCAAAAUACCUACAAGGUUGCCAAGGGAGCUUUUACUGGGGAGCUUAGCCCAGCUAUGCUUUUGGAUAAUGGUAUUCCCUGGGUCAUUCUUGGCCAUUCAGAACGUAGGAACAUUUUUGGUGAGACUGAUGAGCUUGUUGCCGAGAAGGUAGCACAUGCUCUGGAAGCUGGACUGAAGGUGAUUGCUUGUAUUGGAGAGAAGCUAGAGGAACGUGAAGCUGGAAAAACCGAAGAAGUUGUCUUCAGGCAAACUAAGGCUAUUGCUGAUAAAAUUAAGUCUUGGGACAAUGUUGUUUUGGCGUAUGAGCCAGUUUGGGCUAUUGGAACAGGAAAAACUGCCACACCUCAACAAGCACAAGAAGUUCAUGAGAAGUUGAGACAGUGGAUUGCUGCGAAUGUUAGUCCUGCUGUCGCUGAAUCUCUGAGAAUUAUUUAUGGAGGUUCAGUAACAGCAGGUAAUGCCAAGGAGUUGGCAAAAGAGAAAGACAUUGAUGGCUUCUUAGUUGGUGGAGCGUCGCUAAAACCUGAUUUCGUACAAAUUGUGAAUGCCAAGCAGUGAAAUAUCGAAUUUUGUAUUGAUACUUGUGAUGAUCAAUGACUUGUUAUAUUUUUCUGGAAAUAUCAUUUCGCCUCCGUAUAGUACUAUGAAACGUACGCAGAGCUGUACUCAUUUAUAAUCUUUAAUUUUACAUAUUAUAUCACAUUGGUUUUGACAAAAUUGAUUAAUAUGUAACUUAAUAUGUAUAUAUAUACACAUUGUCACACACGUGAGAACUACAAACGUAUAUAUAAUGUGAAGUAAAAGAUUGUUGAUAUAACAUGUAUAUGUAAAGCGUAAAAUAGAGGAUAUUAAAUAGAACAAAAAAAGCAUAA
This is a messenger RNA of Cephus cinctus (wheat stem sawfly), 1197 nucleotides long. RefSeq names its product triosephosphate isomerase (gene Tpi). Gene Ontology annotation, molecular function: triose-phosphate isomerase activity. Gene Ontology annotation, biological process: glyceraldehyde-3-phosphate biosynthetic process; glycolytic process; glycerol catabolic process. The transcript is spliced from 2 exons. The record is from RefSeq and is a predicted model, not a curated record. The coding region runs from base 140 to 883 and encodes 247 amino acids. Lineage: Eukaryota; Metazoa; Arthropoda; Insecta; Hymenoptera; Cephidae. Gene Ontology annotation, cellular component: cytosol.